This is a messenger RNA of Plasmodium yoelii, 2547 nucleotides long. RefSeq names its product conserved Plasmodium protein, unknown function. Bases 1 to 2547 code for a protein of 848 amino acids. The transcript is spliced from 2 exons. NCBI's taxonomy places the organism in Eukaryota, Apicomplexa, Aconoidasida, Haemosporida, Plasmodiidae. The record is from RefSeq and is a predicted model, not a curated record.
AUGCAUGUUAGUGAUAAAUUAAAUGAAAUUUUUUAUUGGGCUAAAGAAGAGCUAUCAGAGAUAAUAAACGAUAUCGAACUAGAAAAAGGCGAAGAAAAAAUUGGUGAAAUAUAUAAAAAAAUAAAAAACACAAUAAAAAUUAUAAAUGAUAGUAAUAGUUUAGGAAAUACACAUAAUAAUAUAGAAAGAAGAAUUAUUAAAAAUGAAAAUAUAAUAAAUUGGGAUGAUUUAAAUUUUUGUCUUUUUUAUUAUAUUAAUAUUUAUAAAAAAAUAUAUGAAAAUUUAUAUAUAGAAGAAGAAGAUUUUUUUUGUAAAUUUGAUACAUACAAUUAUUUUGUUAAAAAAAAUUUCCAAAUUAAUUUAGCAUAUCAUCCAUUGAUAUAUUCUAUUGAUAGUUCAUAUUUUAAUUUUUUAUUUUCUUUUAUUUUUGAUGGUUAUAAAAAGGGAGAUAAAAAAUUAUCUAUUGCUUUAGGCAAAACAUUAUCUUUGGAAAAAAAUGAAGACAAUAAUAAUGGCUACUCAAUUUCAGACCAAAAUAAACAACAUAAUCAAAAUGGCGAAAAACAAACAUGUGAAGAUAACAAAAAAAAAAAAAAUCAAAAAAAAAAUCAAAAAAAAAACCAAAAUAAAAUUACAUACAUACUUAAUGAUGAUGUAGAAUAUAAAACAAAUUUUAUAAGUACAAAUGAAACAAAUUUUGAAUUAUCUGAAAAAUUUACAAAAACGGGUGAUAUAUAUAAAUAUAUAGAAAACACAUCUGACUCUUUAUAUAAUUUUGGAUAUAAAAAGGUAAUAUAUGACGAAAGUAGAGAUAUUUUUUCCAAUCCGCAAAAUAAUAAACACCAUUUUCAAUAUCCAAACGAUUUAGAAAAUGAAGAUGAGAGUAAUAUCAAGAAUAAUGGAAACAACUUUUGUGAUAAAAAUAAAACUAUUAAUAAUAAUGAACAUGAAAAAUAUCAAAAAAUAGAUAUAACCCAAGCAUACAACUAUUCUGUAAAAAAUAAAACAUAUAUGAUUGAUAAAGAAUUGAAUAAAAAAAUAAAAAUAUAUAAUGGUGAUAUAGCAAAUAUAGAAAGUCAAGGUAUAAUACUUUAUGCAAACAAUAAUUAUAAAUAUUCUAAAAGUAUAUGUGAAAAUUUAUAUUCUUCAAGUUUAAUGAAAUUAGAAGAAGAAGAAAAAUAUGAAAUAAGAACAAAAAAAAGUGGGGAAGUUUAUUUAACAAAUAGUUAUGAUAAUAUACAUAAAUAUAUAUUACAUGUUAUGUUACCAAAAUAUAAUAGUAAAUUUAUUUUAGCAACACAUAAUACUAUGAAUUUAUGUGUCCAUGAAAUAUUAUAUGCAUGUUUUGAAAAAAAAAUACAAUCUAUAUCUAUACCAAUUGUAUGUUUUAGUUUAUUUUUUCCGAUAAAUAUAUUUUUAAUUACCCUAUUAAAAAGUUUACGUUCAUUAUUAUUAAUACCACAAUUUUACAAUACAAUAAAAAAUAUAAUCUUUGUAACAAAUUCAAAUGCUAUUUAUUUUUUUUUGUUAAAAUAUAUAUCUAUAUUUUUCCCAAGGACAGAGCAAGAACGGUUUCUAUCUACAAACAUUGCCAUCAUUGGAAAUAAAAUUGGAUCCAUAGAUGUGCAAAAUAGAAAUAUCACGAUAUUUAAGAGUUUGCGAAAAGUGCGCAAAAAAAGGCGCAAAAAAAAAACAGAGAAAAAAAAUAGAGAGAAAAAAAAUAGAGAGAAAAAAAAUAGAGAGCAAAACGAAUAUGAUGAUCAAGUUUAUACAAAUCUAUCUGAAAAAAGUGAGAUGAAAAAGGAAAAGUACAUCUUGGAUAAUGACGAGGAAUUAUCUUAUGAUUGUUCGGAUUGUUCAGAUUGCUCAGAUUGCUCGGAUUGUUCGGAUUGCUCGGAUUGCUCGGAUUGCUCGGAUUGUUCAGAUUGUUCAGAUUGUUCUGGCUCAUCUACAUCUGAAAUAUUUAAAGAAGCAGAUACCGAAUUUUUGAACAUAAAGACCCAAAAUGAAAGUCAGAAAAAUUUUUUAAAAUUAACCCAAAUAAAUAGAAAUGAUGAAGAUAUGAAUUUAGAAUGUUAUUUAAGAUUAAGUUAUAAUUAUAAUAAAAAAGAAAAAUUUGAAGAAUUAAAAAAAAUGAAUUUUAUAUAUGAAUAUGGUAUAGAUGAAUUUGGGCGAAAUAUAAUAAUUAUAAAUUUUUGUAAUUUUCCAUUAAUAUAUAAUUAUAAUUUAUUAUAUUUUUAUUUAAUAUAUUAUUUUAAUACCUUUAUGAGAAAUCAGUUUAUACUUUUGUUUAUUUUUUCGGAAAGUAUUUUGUCAAAUAUCACAAACAUAUUAUCAUUGUUUAAGGAUAUAUUUCAAGUUAUUCAAGAAUUUUUAAAAAAUAUCAAAAUUAUUUAUUUUUUUAAUUAUUCAUUUGUGUUUAAGUUUUUUAUUUAUGUAUUAUAUCCGUUUAUUCCACCAGACAUAUACGAGAAUAUUGUCUAUCUGAAUGACGAUAUGGAGCUUUCAAAAUAUUUUGACGUUCGAAAGGUUCUGAAAAGGGAAUAA